Messenger RNA from Pomacea canaliculata, 3356 nucleotides. RefSeq lists its product as uncharacterized. The record is from RefSeq and is a predicted model, not a curated record. The transcript is spliced from 7 exons. Bases 972 to 2102 code for a protein of 376 amino acids. NCBI's taxonomy places the organism in Eukaryota, Metazoa, Mollusca, Gastropoda, Architaenioglossa, Ampullariidae.
UGCUGACGUUCGCUGAUGCCUGCCAGAAGCGUCUGUGUCUCUGACGCUGUUUUUAACUGUACGUGACUGAAUGUCCGGGUGGUCGGUGUGCUUAUUCCCUAAAAAUACAGCGGUUGUCGUAGUGGGCGGGCGGCCGACUCACAAUGACGUGUCAAGUAACAAUGGCGAGCACAGCACGAGGCCAUAAAGAGAUGGGGCUGUGACUACUUUAUUAAUGGAUCGACUGACGAAACAACACGAGGCGAUGCACAGGCAGGAAACAAGAUCCGAACAGACGUUGACCAGCCAUUCCGACCAGCAUCAGACAAGGAGCUCCGGUCAGCGCCCUGCACCCCCUGCAGGUGUCAUCCCUCCUGUGACAACACAAGACUAUUUUUAGACUCCACGCGGGAUUUCCCCUUCUCACUGUUGUGCUCACCUUCAUUCAAACAACAGCCGAGCUCUCACACGGGGGUCUGGUGUAAAGCUUGCAGUGCAGUCUUGUUCUCGGUUUAGCAGUGUGGCAUGAAGAAAAUGACAGUGCUAACCAGCUCAGUGAGCAUGGACAAAAACAAAAGCCGACAGAGAAUGACGAUGCUGCUACAGUUCAAAAGACGAUGGAGUCAUUGCGUCAGAUGGUCACGUGGUUCUACCCUGAUCUCGACAAGCGGGCCUAUUUCCUUCCACCCGUUUAUUUCAACCGCGAGUGCUUCAAGCAAACGUCUGUAGGCGGCCUGUCCGUCCUGGUAACCGAAACACCACCUGACAGUGUGUCACGACGGCGGCAGCCUCCACCCACGUCCGGUCAGUCCACAGCAAAGCCUUCACUACAGCCAGGAGUCGCCGCCUCCUCGGGCCCUGUGGCCGCUGCAGAACAAGGAAGGUGCAGCAAGAGCUCAUUAAGUACUCAGACAGUCACGUGCGCGAAGAUGUAGCCCAGCAGCACGUGCUGCACUGCCUUGAACGCCUUGGCCAGCGAUUCCCAGGAAGUCAUGUUUGUCAUCUCGCAGCUCGCCUUCUCCGACUACUUCAACCAGCCGUGCUACGCCGCAGCGGCCGGACUGGUACCGCGCUCCGCAGGCAUGGCGUCGCAGUACCGCAGAGGAGACUUUGACCUGCUGGUGAUCCACCGUCACCACGGCGUGCUGGUGGCCGAGAUCAAGGCCGUGGGACUGAAUGCGAACGAGCUGAACAAGAGUGUGCAGGAGGCCGACGCGGACAUCGCCAAGAGGGUGGGCAAGGCCCUCAAUCAGCUGAACAAGUCGGAGGCCGUUGUUAGACACCUCACUAGUGAUGUAGCUCCCACCCUGCCAGUUCGCAAGACCCUGAUGCUCCCGUACAUCGCCAGGAGCCAGCUAAUGAGAAUGCUGGCAAGCCCAUCGCGACCUGGAACAGAAACUUUGCAAGUGUCUGGGGCAGCUGACCCCAUCAGUGCCAUGGAACUGUGUAUGUGCUCAGAUGACAUGACGGCGCGUGAGACCCCAUGGGAGGUAACAGAUGAUGUCAUCACAAAGCUGCGUGGUUGGUGGCGUCGCGUAAUGACCGGUGGCACGAAUACAACCAUGACGUCAGCUUUGCACUUGGAGCUAGUGGCCAGGUUUGGAGGUCCUGCCACCACAGUUAACAUCCAUGCCAUUUUCCCCCCGCGUCUCGAGGUGCGGACGGAGGGACAGGCUGUGUCCGAGACUGGCGAGCGGAUCAUCCGCCUGGUGCUGACCCCCGACCAGCUCCGCAUCCUGCACUUGGCGACCCCCAGAGUCUUCCUGACAGGUCCGCCUGGUACUGGCAAAACGGUGGUGAUGGUGCUGAUGGGCUUGCAGUGGCUGCGGCAGGGACAUGAUGUGUUCGUGCUGGGGGUGGACGAGUACAGCCGCGCGGCCUCUCACCUCAUCUACCGCCAGCUCCGGGCCACGCUGCGCGCUGACCCCAGCGUGACCUCGGCAUUGGGCACGCCCCGCCUUCUGCUGUACGACUUCCUCAAGAACGAGACCGAUGUAGACCACGCUCUGCAAACGCUGACUGAAGCCAUGCUUCUGCGCAGACUCUGCACGUGCUGUGUGAUGAGUUCACGCCGGAUAUCAGCAGGGACGGAGAGCGCUAUCAGAAGUUCGUCAACGACUUGAUGGCGAGAGUGCCAAACCUACACCUGUGGACUGCCGGCCUGUGGAACAACAACGCACCGUCCGGCCUGCAGUUGGAGCCUCUCACCGUGCCCCUUAGAUGUGCCCCCGUCAUUCAGCGGGAGGUGGAGAAGGGAUUCAUCAGGGUGACGGCCUCCUCCUUGUACAACUACAGCGCCAGUGCAGCGCCCACCCCAUGCGAUGGGCCCAGCAUUAUACGGCUGAGCCACCAGGGACUGGGACACACUUCUGAACAGCCGGUGGACUGUGAACAGUGCGGGGUGGAGAUCGCCUCAGUCUUGACCCGUCACCUCCAUGUUGGUGCACAAGUGCCGAACUCCAGCAGCAACAACAUUGGAGCGGCUACAUCACCCCCUCCCUUGCAGUAUCGCGACGUAAUGGUCUUUGUGAGAGCCGACCUGCAUGACGACGCCAGCAAGCAAGGCGACGCCAAAGACCACCCGGGGUGCACCCCACUGGUGCGCGGGUUGCGUCACGCCGGCCUGCCUGUGAAGGUGCUGCGCAAUGGUCAAGACAGCGACUGGCAGCAAGACGUGCAUGACGUGGCGCUGGGCCAGCACGACCACAUCACCGUGGCUAACUACCGUGACGUGUCGGGGCUGGAGCGCAAGGUGGUGGUGUGGGUGCCGGGGCGGCUGCGAGGGCGAGACGACAAGCGCAGUGACGAGGACCUGGAGGCGCGCGGCCGGCUGUACGCCGUAUCGCGCUGCACGGCGCAACUGGUUGUCGUGCAGCUGCCGAGCCAGGACGACAGGCACUGCCGCAACGCCGACGUGCCGCCAUUGUCAUAUAAAGCUCACAGACUGUCAACAGAUCAGCUUGCUACCAACACCGGAGACAUAAAACACAAAUCCGUGGUUUUUGCUUCUGCCUGACUUGCCAAUAUCAGGACCGUGGUUUGGGAUAACCACAUUUCUCUAUGCCCAGUAUGUCUUUGUGGCACAGACACAGUGGAGUGGAAACCAGGGGGAAGGGGUGGCGGUAGCAAGAGAGCAGCUUUGCCCUCAAAAAGUUAUACUAAGAGGGCAAGAAUAUCUUUUUUCCCCUUCUCCUCAAUUCUUGAGAAGUGAUUCUUCACGGAGAACAAAAAAGGUAGAGAAACCGAGAGACAAAUGACAAAUCUUUAUUUAGGAGGGUAAUCUAAGCAAAAGUUACGCUCUUUUACACCUAACCUCGAUCUAAAUAAAAGAAAAAGAAACACUAUUACAAACAAAUCCAUUAAUCAAAGAAGACGCA